Molecule: messenger RNA, 3846 nt
Organism: Drosophila serrata
Lineage: Eukaryota; Metazoa; Arthropoda; Insecta; Diptera; Drosophilidae
Gene: tous
Product: testes of unusual size
Molecular function (GO): protein binding
Source: RefSeq, a predicted model, not a curated record
UCUUGUUGUUGUUAGGUUCUCCUCAUUACGGAUGCCAUGGAGUUAACUGUCGGGUGGAAAAAUAGGCCGAGAGUUCCGUUCCCUAACGGUUCCCAAGUUCCCCAAGUUGUUUGAUCGAAUUUCAGUACUCUCCUCGGCUUGUCGUCUGUCUGCCUCUCUGCCAGUUUAAAUUGUAAUCCCGCGCCGUGUACAUAUAUUUUUUAUUAAACCAGCAAUCAUGGAUGAGGUAAAGCGACCUUCACUGACCAACAGCACGGUGACGAUAAGGCCACGGCUUAUCUACGGACUGCGGUCAGAUGUGAUUGGCAACAUUCACUUUAAUCUCAACAAGGAGGUCAUCUAUCCAGUGGAGGGAGUCCUGGCCUUCCACGAUUACGUACAGAACAAGCAGAGGUUUCUCAGAUUUCCUGAGGAUACCCGACCGGAAGUCAUAGCCAUAAGCUCGCAUCGAAAAUUGCUGGCGGUGCUGGAACGACAUUCAAAGAAUGGCCGAUACAUAUCCGUUUAUGAGUUGUCUACUCUUAAGAAGCGUCGUCAUCUAGAGCUGCCCAGCAAUCAUCGCAAUGCCGAUAUUCAGCAGAUGAUUUUCACCAUUGACUCUAGAGCGGUGGCAUUGGUCACCCGUCCCCCAGAGGAAACUAUUAUCAUGUUGGUGCUAGACAAGACAAGCACCGUGCUGGAGGCAAGAGCCACAAUACCAGGAUCACAUGGAGGAGCCGAAUGCAUUGCUGGCAAUCCGGCUGAUUGCAGCUUUUUGGCCGUAGGCGGUGAUCGCACCCUGCUGUUGAUGAGCAAGUCGGAAAGGGGUUUCAGCAUAAGCAACAAUCUGAAGGUCAAAUACAGGGUUACCUCGAUGGCUUUCCUCUCGAUGGACCUGCUAAUGGUGGGCACAUCAGAUGAUCAACUGAUUCUUGUGGAGAACGGUGAACAGAAACUGGCGCAAAAGGCCAGCGAUGCGGACACUGUGGAUCUUAUGAUCGAUCAGGAAAUAUUCGAUCGAGAUCGAGAGAUGCAGGAUCACCGAUUUCUGCCAACUCAGACGAUUAGUCUGGCGGAUAAAAGAGUCCUCUGCAUGACUGCCUUUCCCAAAGGAUUCGCCUAUAUCAUUUUUAAUAGAGCCUUUGUUUUUGAGCGAGUUUCCAAGUUCAAGUUCGAGAGAAAGACUAUUCUGACGGUGCCAACGAAUCUGUAUGCGGAGCACAUGUACCAGAUCCGGAAUCUAGCCAUUGAUCACAAACAGGAGACCGUAAUCGUGACAACGGCUCAUUCGCAGAUCUAUGUGGGUAUACUCAUAGUUCCAGAGACUUUAAAGACCAAGCAGUUGAAGUUUGAACCCCUGGGAGUGCUCAUUCAUACGGGGGAAAUCAUCGCCAUUUCGGUGUGUGCCUGGAAACCGAUUAUUAUGACUGCCUCCAGGGAUCAAACUAUAAGGAUCUGGAACUAUGAGACUGCCUUGGUAGAGCUGGUACGCAAAUUCCAAGUGGAUGUGAACAUUGUGGAGCUGGGUCUCACGGGUCAAAUGGCGGCCAUUGGCUUCUCCGAUCAGCUGCGUGUUACCCAGAUCUUUAUGGAUGAUCUUAAUAUUGUGAAGACCUACAACUUCCCCCAUUGCAAUGCCGUGCGUUACUCCAACUAUGGACACUUGAUGGCCGCUGCGUAUGACAACAAUAUAGCUGUCACCUCUGUGUACACGCUGGAUGUGGUGAUCAACCUGAAGGGUCACAAUGGCACAGUCCUCUCCGUGGCCUGGUCACGAACGGAUAAAUUCCUGAUCUCUGGCGGGGCGGAGGGGGCCAUUUACCUCUGGGAUAUUGAAACUGGAGCGCGUGUGCAGGAGAUUGUGCAGAAGGGCACGGAAUAUAUCACCGUCUCGUGCAGCUUCAAUGAACCUCUGACGAUAUAUGCUGGCACCAGCUUUGGAACGAUCCGGGAGUUCCAGAACUCCAGUCUAGUGCGAGAGAUAACUAUACCAUCGAGAAACAAAGGUUCUGUUGCGGACAUGUGCCUGGCCAGGUCGGAUCUGAUUAUGUUUGUGUCCGAUCAUGAAGGCAACCUGUUCAACAUGCAGCUGCCGUUCCUGGAGGCAGGAGGUGGAACAUUCACCAACUUCCGCUUUUUCGAUGGGCCUGUAAAUAAGAUGCGCUUCUCCUAUUGCGGCACCAUGCUGUUUGCCAUCUCCAGCAAGGGCACGCUGGCCAUCUGGGCAAUGGACAACAUCGAGGGCAAGGUGGCCCACAUGGACCAGGACCUGAUGCGAAGCCAGGAGGUUUUGAUACCGCGCAGCCAGCUCAAUGAUAAAAUAGAACAGAUAGCCAACUUGGAGCUCCGACUGAAGCAGCAAGCAGAGGAGUUCCAGUACCAGUUGAGUCAGAACGAGAUCUUCGACGGCCAGCAGUUGCAGGAGGUGCACAGGAGCUACUGUUCGGCGUUGGAGGAGCUCAAGGAGUUGAACAACGAAAUCGAGGCCAGGCAUACUGAGGAGAUGAACCACAUCACGUUCCAAAUCAAUGCCCUGCGGGAGGAGCAUCGCGUUCAGCUGGACACUCUGGCCAACCAGUAUUCGGAGAGAAUGCUGAUCGAGUACCAGAAGUUCACCAAUCUCCGAGAGAACAUGUUGGAACUGCGCGAGAGCUACGAGGAAAAGCUGAAGAACUCCACGGGAACGUUGCAGGAUACGGUUGAGGCCCUGGAGAACAAUUAUAAACAGCAACUGAACGAGCGAAAGGAGCUGAUCCGCGACCUGAUGAAGGAAAUGCAGGACAAGAAGUCCGAGUUCAUCGAGUACUGCCGCGAGGUGGAGCUGGAGAACGAUCGCAACAUGGUGUCCACCCAAACGGAGUACGAAAACAAACUCACCACGGAGCGAAAUGAAACUCAGAUGUGGCGCGGUAAGGCUGGAGUGCUACAGAAGAAGUUCGAAGGCCAGAGUCGCGAGAUCGAUGGCCUCCUCGAAGAGGUCGAAAUUCUUAAGGAGGAGCACCACAAGUCCCAACGGAACAUCCUAAAACAGAUGCGAAACAUAGAGGAACUGCAAAAGGAUAUAUCCGAUCGGGACUACGCCAUCAACGGCAAGGAGAAACGCAUUCAGGACCUGCUGCACAAGAACCAAGAGCUGGACAAAUACAAGCAGGUGCUGGGCCACAAGAUCGCAGAGCUCAAGGCCCAGAUAGAGCCGCGCGAAUUUCAGAUUAACGACAAGCGUAAGCACAUUAUCGAGAUGGAGGCAGAACUGGAGGGACUCAACCAGAACAAUGUGCAGCUAGAGUUGCAGCUGAAAGAGAUGCGCGACAAGUAUCUGAGUAAUAUGACCGAGCUCCGGACGGAGCGUCAUCGGGCCAAGGCCUCCAGGGAGUGCCUGCAUGCCAUCUGCUCGGACAUUUACUACGUGGCCGGGGAGAUUAACUCAACCGAGGGACUAAAGAAAGCGGUACGGGAGCUGUUCCGCAAGCAUGCCUCAGACGACGAGCUAAAGAGAUUUGUGUCCCUGGACGCGGAAGUUAAGGACGAAUUCAUGCGUCAGCGUAAGCAGAUCGAGAACGUCUUAGCCAAAUACAAGUCAGUGGCCGAGGACAAGACUGUGCAAAGGAAAUACGACAAGCUUUUCAAGGAGAACCUGGUCCUGAUCGCAGAAAUAGAAAAACUGACCGAUAGCAACAAAGCUCUGCGCAAUAAAGUUAAGGAGGACGCCGGACGCCGGCCGACGAAGAUUUAAUAUAAGGACUCUUUCUCUCUUUUUGGUUCCUGAUCGAAAGCAUAGUCUAUAAAAAUAUGUAUUUCACACUGGACAUUAGACUUAUCGAGAUAUUUAGUUGAACGGCUAUACAUACAUACAUAUACAAAAUGGCA